AUGCUGGCUAACAUCCUUGACCAGGUCAUCAAGACCUACGGCAAGGAAUUUCUGGGGGACUGGGACCCAAUCAACAACUUCAGGAUCGACUCGCUGACCGAUCCCGAAAUCCAUCUCACCAACAUUCCCUUUCCCCAGCAGUUGUUUGAACUUGCCGAAAUCCCCUUUGCAGUGGACUACUCCAACAUAGCCAAGGUCCGGGCGAAGUUUUCUUGGCAGACAUUCUUCGGAACGCCAGGCGCUUACCCAUUUGCAAUUGAGGCAGAAGACCUCGAAAUUCGGAUUCGCCUGCUGUAUCCGAGUGAAUGGAACAGCGAGUUCUGGCGCGACAAGAUCUUGAAGUCGAAGCUGAAACGGACGGUUCUGUGGGAGCGGUUUGCCUCGCUGCUGGGAUCGGCUCAAGGAGACAGGUCGUCAGUUGCGCAGACCAUAGAGCCAAGGAUCGUUAACUCCUUGGCCAUUCGAGUCCGCAACAUCCAUCUGCAUAUUGUUGAUGACAACUUGGGAGCGACGCCAUGGGCGUUCGAGUGCCAUGUUGAUGAGUUUUGUAUUGACUCCCCCAAACGGGGGGACCCCCGCAUCUCUGAAAUGGAGGCCACAGGGCUCGAACAGUGCCUUAUGAUGGGCCUUUGGAUGCGGUUCGUGGGGCUGCAUAUUUGGUACAAGGAAUUUCCGAGACCCCAACUUGAGGGCAAGGCGGGGGUUUCUGUCAACAUUGACAGAGCUCGGGAGUUACGUCGUCGCCUUCGGCGGAAUCCCAAGGAUGAGGAGGCGCAGCAGCUUCUCUCAAAGUUACUGCGAAAGGACACGGAUUCGCCAAAGACUGUUCCUUCGUCUAGUGGGGGUAGGGCGGAAGAAGCUGAUGCAGCAGGCAUAACAGCGCAUGCUGCAGCUGCUGGGGCUGCUUUUGCUGCUGCUGCUUGUAACCCCGCUGGAAUGUCAGAGGCCCAGCACAGACUUUCCAGGUUCGGGGCGGAGUCGAAUAUUCGGGAGCGAGCGAGAGCCGGUGCUGAGGCUGGCAUGGACGAGGGAGCGCUUGCGAAUAUGCUGAGCAAAGAAAUCCAGGAUACUCUGAACAUUGAAGAUCAAAACAUCUCCCUUUCCCUCGCCUCGAGAUUUCUCAAGUGGUGGCGUGGUAAACAGCCGCUUCCCACGCCUGACGGGACGGACGAGCUGCUGUUGUCUCCACUGACCGCUGAAACCAUCCUCAACACAAGCGGAGCGUUGGGGAAGAACACUGUAUCUGAAGCUGGGGCCAUCACGCAGCCGACAUCAUCGUCAGCUGCAGCUGUCUCGGACACUCCAGCAGAAGCAACAGGUGUAGCCAUUGCAGCUAACACCGCUGCAGCUUCGGCAGAAGCUGCAGCGGAAGCAGCUGCCAAGGCGAAUGCAGUAGCAGCAGCAACUCUCCACAACAAUGAAGAAGACAGCGACUCCAGCGGCAGCACCAAGAGCAGCGCUGACACAGACGCAGACCUUCUGAACGGAGUGAGGGCCUCCAGGGCCUUCAAAGUCGUUCCUUCGCAGAUCAAGGACCUUCUAGACGAGAACACGCAUGCAAUGCGUGUGACCCCGAAGAAAGGAAUUGAGAUGCAUAUUCUGUUCAAGAAGUGGGAGCUGCGGGCAUUGGGGUCGAACCUAGCUGUGAACAAACAGAGCUGGAAAACCGUGGAGUUGUCGUUCCUGCACCAUGACCCAAGUCUCUACUCUCCCCUCCCCAGCACCGAUCGCCCGGCUGACCAACAAAGUAAUCCUGUAGAAAGACAGGAGCCGCCUCCCCCGGUGUUUGACGGCAGUAUGGAGCACAAGCCCUUGCAGCUGACGCUUACAUCUGCAGCUAUAACGUCGCUUUUCAACUUCGUGAAGCUCAUCGAUGUUUGGUAUAUCUUCCUCAAGGGCGCGGCUAGGCCCACCAGGCUGGUGGCGCGUGAGGAGGAGUGCGCGACGUACGUGGAGAUGUGGAAGAGGCGGCUCACCGCAAAGGCGGAGAUGCGAGAAGUUGUGGAUCGCUUCAUUUCAGAUUUCGAGCAUAGCAGUCCAUUGUAUUUGAUCCUUAAACUAAGACAGCUGGCAGAAGACAAUUUGACUUGGAGGGAUGGAGUCAGCGCUGCGGUGCUGCAGAAGCAAAUAUUCGGUCGCUUCACGGAGGCGUGUUGCCGCCCCCAGCGCCUGGGGAGCAUGCAGUGGGCCACAGGCGAGACCGCAGAAACCCGCAUAGACGACGGAGGAGAUUUCGAGUUUACAGACCGCGAGAGGCUGCUGUUUGAGGACAUUGCAUGCACGAUAGACGAUGCCACAGGCGAUGAUCGGGGGGGCUUCGGAGGCAAACGGUGGUUCUAUAUAGACGGUAUAACGCAGGUGAUAGCCCCAAACAUAUGCCUCCGUCUGUUGCCUCUAGUGCAGCCCGGCAUGCACAUAGCCGCGCCAACCAACUUGCAAUGUCAAGAGAAGAACUGCAAGCCAAAAGGAAGUUUCAGCAGGCUCGGGACGCUGGGACUGUUAGAAAGGCUGGAGGCGCAAAAGGGGUUGGAGGGCAGCUCACCAAACACACAGACCGAGCACUUGCCCCCCACAACUCUGAUGUUUCGUAUCUGCGCGGACUUCAAGUUUCGCCAGGAGAAGAGAAAUGAUUUUUUCAAGUGUCACGAUAUAUUUGUUGAUUCAGUUUUCGUUGAAAAGGGUUUUGCAUCACUCAAGGCGAAGGCUUGCGACGAAGCAAUUUCGUUACGCGCGCGCCACAAACCUGAACUGCAGACUCCGUUUCCUGGUUUACUCGUGUUCGCUUCUCCACUAGGGGACAUGGGGUGCACCACCUGCGUGUACUUGCCUGCGGACCCCCCGUCCCGCGUUGGGUGGGGCAUCGGCCCGGCGCGGCCGCCGUUGAGAGGCCGUGGGGGGGAGCUGAUCCAACGCACUGCCUCUCACGGAGAGGAUUUGUACGGAGAUUUGGAGGCAGCUAGGAGAGGUACAGAUUCCCCCACUGGCUCUACCCAGCGGGGACGGUCUCCAGCUCGUGGGCAGGUUUCUGGGGGGCAAACUUCUCCUAUUGGUAGCCCCACGGAAUCUGAACAAGGGAAACGGAAUGCCUCGUCAUCAAGCCAGCAAUCGGUAUCUCACAGGAUUCGGCCUUCUCGGGUUUACUCGAAUAUUCACUUACUAUUCAACAGGGCUAAGCACCUUGCAGACAUGGUCAAGCAGAAACAGACGAAGCCCACCACCAAGGGGCACACUGGUGCUCCUAGGAGGCGGGGAUCCAUUGGGGGCGAUAAGAGCCGCACGCUGUUGGUAAGCAUCAGCAGCAAGACAGUAUGGGACGAAGAGCUGGGCGGGCCACUUGAAAAGAAAAAGACUUGGAUCAAUAUCCCAGAAAUUUCAGUUUCUGCCCCGGAGCUUAUUCCAUUUGCUGAGGCUAUCCCGAUGAACUAUGUUACCUGGGACCUCUUCAGGGAAAAAGACUGUCUCCUGCCGGUAACGACUGAAGAUGCCAUGGGCCUAGCACUGGGGUACUGCACCAACAUCGACAACACUCUCAGGCUGACUGCCCAGAAGGCCACAGUAACGUAUCGCCUGUCUUCGCUUGACUACUCACGUGUGCUGUCACACUUGCGAAAAGAUGCGCUGGCUGAGGCGCAGCAGCUGCAGCAACAGGCCAACGCUGAAGCAGCAGCGCGGGCAGCGGCUCAAGCAGCGGCUGUGGCUCCUGGGCGUUUCGGAACGAACCCCUGGGAGGGCCGAGUGGCUCUGAGCGACAGCGAAACUCCCAGCAGCAGUAGUUCCUCCAGCUUCAGCAUGGUGAGGGGCCGCUGGAGCCAACGAGGUUGGGCCGAGCGAGCAGCAGCAGCAGCAGCAACUGGCAAGCCUCUUGCUUUUCUAGGAGAGAGGCCUCUUGAUGCUCGUAGAGAGUUUGAGGCCCAGAAAAGAAUGACUUCAAAGAAUUCAUCGGCGAGUCAAACACUCUCAGAUCCUCGUUCUGAGAGUUUAUCUCUUUCAGAUUCUUUUCUGUCUCCGUCUUCAAGUGAAAUAGGACUAAAUGGUGCUGCUGCAUCUGCUGCUGGCCUUUCUCGGUUGCGGGGCUCAGGGCCCAGUGAACAAGCUGGGGGCUCAGAGAGCACAGAAGAGAACUCAGAUGAAGAGGAGAUGCUAGAAAGUUGCGGGGUAACACCGCUGAGAGCUGGUGGCUCAAGAGAAGCUAUGCUGGCAGACGUAGACUAUGAGCCCGUGGAGGCCCACGGCUUCACCUCUGCGUGUUGCGGCCUCAAGGCCUCUGUCUCUACAUUCCGGCUUUCUCAUACAGUUAUGAAGCGGAGAGGUUCUGUUGCUGGGCACUCUCUGCAUGCAUCAUUUGAAUCAGCAGAAGCUGCAGUCAUGGCCCAGUCCCCAGACGCCAGCUCUAUCCCUUGCGCCACCACAGACUGCACGGUUCUAUCCGUCUUCGAUCUCAAUGUUGGAACCACCAAGUUGCCGCGGCAAACAGUGGACGUGUCUGUGGGUCGCGUGAACGUCGGCGUGUGCAGGCAGUUGGUGUCGCUGGCUGCAUGCAGGCGUUUCCUGGUGCCCACAUCUUAUCCUUACAGCGACUCUCUGCGUGACACGAAGCUGUUGUCUCUGAAGCUGGCCCAGGUUGCUUCUCUUCAGCGGAAAAGUAUGCAUGCAAAGCCCUUGAAGACACCCCAUCAGGAGCCCCAACCCUCGCAGCAGCAACAGCAGCGAGCUGCUCCAGGUGCUGAUGAGCAGGCGGGCAGCGCAGCUUGCCCAGAAGAAGUUUCAGUGUGGCCGGGGGGCGCCGAUGCAGCAGCAGCGGCACCGCCAGCAGCAGCAGGAGUCGAAUCAGAGAAUGCUGGUGACGAUGAGGGUGCAGCAGCACCAAGGAAUCCUGCAGCCAAGGAGCCGCGUGAGGUUGGAGGCCACAGCCAUCAGCCCACUGAAGAGAAACCCGUCGACGCCUUCCUGCCUGUACCCACCAGCGGGCCCUGGGCUGCAUGCGACGGGAGCCGUUUGGAUUGGUUUUUUAGCGACAAAGAAACAGCGCAGAAGUUCAUCAGUGAUGUUUCUCCCCUCAAGUUCACAGGGCCCGGGCAGGAGAACGGCGAGUCGUUUCAGCGGUGGCGUGUGUCGCGGCGUCUGCGGGCCAGCGGCAGAGAGGUGCCAUUUGACUUGUCUCAGAAAACAGCAGACAACAGAGCCUGCAACGAGCCCCCUGAAGGAACUGAUGCAGCAGCAGCAGCAGCAGCAGCAGCAGCAGCAGCAGAUGCAGAUCCAACCCAGAAGUCGUUGCAGGUGUCAGGAAAGGUGGGGUGUCUGUGUGUGGGGUUGUACACGCAGCAGCAGUAUCUGGCGGUGCUGCUGCGAGUGUAUGGAGCCCGUUUACACUUAAAAAAAAAACGGCGAGAUGUUGCUCUGAAGGCAAAAGUUGGUGAAUUCUUUGUGGAGCAUGCAAAGGCCAAAGAUGCUCAGAGACGCAGCAUCGUUCUCUGCAAGAAAGUUGUUCACAUAGGGGCGCAGUGUCGUCGUUUCUGUCCGUCCCCCGGCACCGUCGCUGCCUCUUCUCCUGUGCCACGCUCUGAGGACAGUGACCCCGCUGCCCUCAUCCGCGCCGAGAUGGACCAGUGGUCAGGCGACAGCCGACAGACCAGCAGAGAGGUUUCUCCACGGCUUCAGAGACGAGAGGCAUGCGGCCCGACGAGGCUGCCGUACCCAGAAGACGCCCCGGAGCAGAGACAGCGUAGCUCUGCCACGAGAGGCUCGCAUAGCAACCGGGGGAGAGAGAGAGAAAGAAGUAGCCGGAAUAGGAACAGUGCAGAUGGUGGCGGCCUGGGCCACUCAUACAGCCCCCCAGGCACGUCGUGCCCCUCUGACGACGGGCAGUCUCUGAGGCCGCCGAUGGAGCAGCUGAGACAGCCCCCAAAGACGAGGACAGAGCAGCAGCAGCAGCAGCAGCAGCAGCAGCAGCAGCAGCAGCAGCAGCAGCAGCAGACGAAGGGAGAGCAGAUGCAGGACACGAGAAGAGAUGGAGAGACAGCCACAACCAGCAACCCACUGCUGCGUAGACAGCCUAUCCACGCCGCCUUGCCGAUGCUUGACCCGGGUGUCUCUCCGCCUGCAGCAUCUGACCAAGACGAAGACUGCGGCACCCUGAGUGAUUUCUCCGAGAGACAAGUUAACAACACAUACGAGGAGACAAGAGGAGACGCGUCUCUGGCGUUUUCUUCUUCGGAGACAGAAGUGAGGGAGAAGCGAUCGCUGCCUCUUACCCGCCACAACAGCAUCCAUGGCCGCCCCCGUCACAGCCUGCUGCACGGCCACUCAGCUGGCUUAGACAGCGAGUUCAUCAGACACCUAGAGAGACAACCUAUGAAUGAGUUGGUGCGUCAAGCCCGGGCGCGUGCUGGGGGAGCAGCACUGCGCAUGCAUCACCACCACCGGGGCUUGCCGUGGCACUGGAAGAGCAGCGGGGCUGCUGACAACGGCCAGACAGAAGCCGUCAGCGUCAGCAACGCCUCGCAGGGCCGCCUGACAUCUCAGAGCUCCUUCACAGAGUCUGAGAGACACAAUGGGGGAUCGAUCUCAGCUGGAGACGAUCCCCCGUGGAUCUCUGAUGUUGUGGGGGACUGGACCCUGCGGGAUGAGCCGGAUGGAGAGGCCAGCAGCAGGACGGGGGGGGGGGGGGGGGGGGGGGGGGGGGCUUCACAGCCCUGUCGGCCACGACUGCUGCUUCGGUCUAACCUUCUCUGUUGUCUCACGGACUCUGCUCUCUGUCUUAAGAGUCUAUGGAACGAGGAAUCUAUCCGCUCCCGCUGCCUCAUCGCCUGCUUGCUGGGAGACGUACGAUCCCAGAAAGCAGCGCAGACAGCCGGGCUCAACUUGCAGGCAUCUGGAGAGCCUGAGGUGAAAGAGCCCCCCAGGCGGCGCUUCACACUCAGCAGGCGGCUGUCGCAGCAGCAGCACCACCACCACCACCACCACCAGCAGCAGCAGCACCGAGAAGACAAGUACAGCAGCAGAGGCACCGAUAGCGGCAGCGACACCAGCAGAUACAGCAGUGACUCUGUGCCUAUAGGGAGCCCAGUACGUGGGUUCACGAAGCUGCGUAAGCAGUCUAAGACAACCUUCAGCCGUCGUGGGGGCCCCGAGAGUUUCUAUGACGCAGACGAGGACUUUCUGGGGGGCCCCUCAUCAGCUGAGGGGCUGAGAAGAAACAGUAGGAGUGUGUCAGGGGGCAGAAGGCGCAAGCGGCAGCACAUGCAUGCGGCAAAAGACAAGAGCCAGAACACAGAGGGGACAACACGCGGGCGCAGCAACCACCCGGGAGCAGGCGUAGGCGGCAGCGGUGACGGCCCCUCUCUUGGCGCUGGCUUCGGAGUUGAUCUAGCUUCUGAGAGCACUGACAACUCCCAUCUGCAGCAGCAGCAGCAGCAGCAGCAACAGCAGCAGCAAGAGCAGCAACAGCAGCAGAAACACAGGCAGCAGGACCCUUCAGCUUCCUCCUCCGAUGCAGCCCUAGGGCAUGCAGGCGAGCGCCGAGGACCCCAAACCCAGCAGCAGCAACACAACCUGCUGACGGACGACGCAGCAGCUACCUUAGGCGCAGAAGACCUAGAGCUGGCGGAGACGGGGGGAGCAGCAGGGGCUGGGGGGGGAGGCGGCUGCGACGCCGAACCCUCCUCAGUGCCUCAUCCUACAUAUGUCUCCUCACAGGAGCAGCAGCAGGGGAAGCAGCAGUUCGUGCGGGGCCGACGGAGACAGGGCCAGACAGCAGCUAGCAGCACAGCAAGUCGUCGCAGCAGCAGCAGCUGCAACAGGGAGCUGAGCAGCACGGCAUCUACCGCCUCCACUGACGCUGGCGCAGGAGGAGGAGACGCUGGCCUCGCCUUUCCCCCCUACCCCAUGCUCUUCUCCCCAGAUGUAUGUGUACCCCAAGGAGCCGGGGCCCUGGGCGAGGGCCUGAUGGGGGACUCUGCGCUGCGGCGAGCGGUGGUGGCGGACGCGGCGGCUCUGGGUGUGAGGCUGGAGGCGGUUAUGCGUGUGACGUACACGAGCGUGCCCACAGGCAACAGCAGCAGCAGCAGCAGCAGCAGCAGCAGCAGCAACAGCAGAAGACGAGAGGAGCUGAAAGAUACAUUGAGAGUCGGCAUAUGGAGACUAGAAGCAACACUCGUCAGAAACUGCACGUGGACCCUGGCGAGUGCAGUGCUCUUCGAUGCAAACUUUGGCGCCGAGUGUCUCCGUUUGCUUCCUCCUAAGAGGAGACGCGGGGCAGCUGGGGGAGCCAGGGGCGGGGCGAGGACCAGUGGUCCAUGGCGAGCUGCUGCAGCAGCAGAGACAGAAGGGCCUUACUGGCGCUCAGCUCGCUUGAACGCUGUAGCAGAGAACGACGAGGAGGGAGACGGAGACACCCCGAGGGCUCUGCGUAGAGCUUUGUGGGGUGCUGAGGGCAGAGGAGACACCCGGGGAGGAGACAGCCACCACCGCAAGCCCCCAAAGUCUCAUACAUUAGGUCUAUGGGAGCAGCGAGGAGCUGCGGGGGGGCUGGGCCUGCAGGAGGGGUAUCUGAGUGCCGAUGGUUCUCUGCAGGAGAGAAGGUAUGAGAGAAAGAGUAGAGGGAGCGGGGCGUAUGAAGGUGUUCAUGGGGGGGCCAGCGGGGGAGCUGCAACGCCUCGGGGUAUUGGGAGAAGAAGAGACAGCUGCGGUGAUGGAGACGGCAUGCGGCGGCUUUUCUCUGUGAGUGUGCCGCGGAGACUCCCCAGCAGCGGCAGCUCCUCUCUCUUUCGUUGGGUCUUCGGCUCAAGAAACACACAAAACAGCGCGCUGCCGACAACGUCAAGCCCCGUGGGUAGCAGCCCCCAGGCGGGCUAUCACAUGCAUGCGGGGGGGGUGGAUCCCAGGGGCCCCACAGCUUACUCUGAGUUCGAUAGUUCUAUAGAUAGAAGAGACACUGCAGCACCAGCAGCAGCAGCAGCAGCAGCAACAGCAGCAGAGCCCAAGACCUAUGCAGACGGAGACAUGUACUUCUCAGGGUAUCAGCCAGAUGUAGGAAUGCCAAUGCGACCCAAACAGCAGCAGCAGCAGCAGCAGCAGCAGCAGCAUGCGGGCCCUUCUGCAGCAACUGCUGCUGGUGGGGCCUCACCCACACGCUGGGGGGGCAGCGCGGGGGGCUGGACACGCAACCUGCUGCGGACGCGGCGGAGCAUCUCUACUCUCAACAGCGGCGAGCCUGUGAGGCCCCCCUCUAGCCCUAGCCCCCCGAAGGGGAGAGAGGGCCCCCGGUACCCUUUCGAUGGAGACGGCAGCGGCCACGCAUCGGGGGCCCUUCAGUUCACUGACACCAGACACCUCAAUAGACGCAGCACGGGGAGAGCUGGGCUGAGACAAAACCACCAACAGGAUAACAGUCUGCAUGCGCUACGCAGCACACGCGCAUUCAGCGCUAUGCCCAGUGUCGGCAUGGGGGGCUUUGGGCGCAGCCAACGAUCCCCGCAGGAUCGCUUAGCUGAGCAGCUGGGGCGGGCGUCUGUAGAGCAGCGGCUGCGAGCUGCUGGGGACUGUGCAGCAGCACGAGGUUCUGCUGCAGCAGCAGCAGCAGGGAGAAGGGGCUGUGGGCGCCGCGCAGCAGAAGCAGCAGAGGGACAGAGGAGAGAAGAAGAAGAGAGAGAGCUGCUGACAUGCACAGCCAUUGAUCUCGAGAUUAAACGUGUUGCUGUAUGGAGCGCGGUGUAUCUACAGGACAGCAAAGCAGCAGCAAACCCAUGCAGAGCUGUUGCUGCAGCAGCAGCACUAGCACUUGAGAGAUCGAGGAGACACGGAGACACCCCACACAGAGACAGUGUUGCUGCUGGGCUAGCACCUGCUGCUGCUGCUGCAGCAGCAGCAGAUACAGAUGUAAGAGAAGGAGACAGCGUCGCCGGGGGCAGCUCGAGGAGCCACCCCCCCCCGGGUCACCGCAUGCAUGUCUCCAGGGGGCUGAGGAGACUGUCUCCGCGUGGGGCUCAGUGGCUGACGAUAGACGGAAUGAGGAGAGUGAGUGGGGCCUCAGGCGACACGGGGAGGGCCUCGCCGGCGUCUCCGGCUUCUCCGUCUUCUCCUGCAGCAGCAAAGGAGACAGAGAAAAACGAAAGCAAGCGCAGCAUCAGCAGCAGAGCAGCAGAAGAGAUGCAGCAGCUCACUGUGCUCCUGGGAGAGGUAUGGGCAGAGGACUGGCUCUCUGUCUCUCUCCCUUCUCCCCCCCCCUUCGGUGCAUACGUCAGGGCCCAGGCCGGGCGCGUGCUGCUGCUGCCGGUGCUGCUCCGCGCAGCGCCCAAGUCCGAGCGGGGGCUGCUGCAGCGGCGGCUCGAGGAGGCUCAGAGUACAGUGGAGUCAGAGACCAUCGCCAGCAAGAAAGACCGUGCUGCAGGUGAGAUACCGUGGGUUGUAUAG
Eimeria mitis is the source of this 10410-nucleotide messenger RNA. RefSeq lists its product as uncharacterized. NCBI's taxonomy places the organism in Eukaryota, Apicomplexa, Conoidasida, Eucoccidiorida, Eimeriidae. The record is from RefSeq and is a predicted model, not a curated record.